Heterocephalus glaber (naked mole-rat) is the source of this 870-nucleotide messenger RNA. The record is from RefSeq and is a predicted model, not a curated record. NCBI's taxonomy places the organism in Eukaryota, Metazoa, Chordata, Mammalia, Rodentia, Bathyergidae.
AUGUGCGGAAAAAAAGCGGAGCCCACAUACUUUCGAGAGCCCCGCACGCUCUCCGGGCUAUGCAGGGCUGUGCGGGGCCGCGGGGACUGCUCGGAACGCAGCGCCCCCGCCGGAGCCUCCCCGUCCCCCGCCGCCCGACGCGCUGGGGACCGCGGCGAGGUCGCGCGGGGAGAAGGCAGGUACUCACCGCGCCCGGCGGGCUCCUCGCCCCCGGCCGUGGACGCCUCCCGGGGGCAGCAACCUGCGCGGCGGCCUGCGACCCUCCACGACCCUCGCCCGCCACCGCCCACAGCAGCCGCAGCUAGGGCUGGGCGCUCGACCCGGAGCAGCAGGAGCAGCUGUGCCCGCUGGAGGGGUGGUGGCUCCCGACGGGCCGGGCCAUUCGCCCUCCGCGCCCGGGGGUGCGCGGCGUGCGGGGAGACGCGGGCAGCAGUUGGGAGGAACCAAGUUGAGGGGGAUCCUCGGUUCCGGGCUCGUGGAGGCCGUGGAGGUGGGGACCAUCGCGGGAGACGCUGCAUGACUUGGCUGGGACCUGGUGACAGUGCUCGGGCUUUUCCGGGACCCCCUUCUCGCCGGGAGCCUUGGUCCCGCUCGGGCUCCUUUAGAACGCGGCAAACAGAGGACCUAGCAACCUCGCGCCCGGGCGGGUCCAGCUCUGGAGAUGCGCAGGGACUCGGGCCUCCACCCCCCGGUCCUAGCCUGUGUCCAUGACAGCUUGGCCCAAAAAAGUAGGGCGUCCAGAAUCUUUGAAGGGGUUCUUCGGAUCUCUGAUCUAAGCAUCUUUGAGUAGCAGGGGAUGAAAGUGUAUCCGAGGCCACCUUGAAAGUUAGAAAAUAAAAUCAGAAAAACAGUUGGAACAGAGUUGGCAGC